UUACAUCGCUAGCUAGAAUUUCCGGUAUAUACAAGCAUGAAAACCAAGGGCGUCGCAAUCAACUUUUUCAUCAAGAAGAUUAAUUUAAAACCUCUUAAAAACAUAAAAUUUAGUUUCGACCCUUAUCAUGGAGGAGUUCGUUCAAUAAGAGAGAUGAUGUGUAUUGUAAAUUCACCAAAGUUGAUAGACACGAAUCCGAAUAUAACAACUAAAAUUGACAUUAAAAGUGAUAGAAGUCCUCCGGAAAUGCAGCUGAAAUUUGCUGAUGGCCAUUCCGUAAUAUUUAAAACUGAACAUUUAAGUACAAUGACAAUUUCUGAAAAAUUUGCAAAACUGUGUCAAGAUCGAGUGGAAUCAGUUUCAGUCGGGGAAUCAGCCAUUUUUGCAUCAUCCAAACCAGGAAAGAUUGGAAAGAAAAAGUAACCUGUGGUCAAAGAAUGUGUGUCAGAUAAAGUGUGUCAUAAAAAUAUUGAAUAAUUUCUCAUCGUUUCUUUUGAUUGUGAUACUUUUUAUACUGAUGCAUGUAAUGCUAAAAAAAAUGAUUACAUUAAAAUUUUUAAAAAUU
This is a messenger RNA of Ostrea edulis (European flat oyster), 565 nucleotides long. RefSeq lists its product as uncharacterized. Bases 37 to 423 code for a protein of 128 amino acids. The transcript has 3 exons. Gene Ontology annotation, cellular component: mitochondrial large ribosomal subunit. The record is from RefSeq and is a predicted model, not a curated record. NCBI's taxonomy places the organism in Eukaryota, Metazoa, Mollusca, Bivalvia, Ostreida, Ostreidae.